ACGGCGACUGCGCGGACGGGAGCCCGACUGGAACAUGGCGACUUGCGCUGAAAUUCUGCGGAGCGAGUUCCCCGAAAUUGACGGACAGGUCUUCGACUACGUGACGGGCGUCUUGCACAGCGGCAGCGCGGACUUCGAGUCUGUGGAUGACCUGGUGGAAGCUGUGGGGGAACUGUUGCAAGAAGUGUCCGGGGACAGCAAGGAUGACGCCGGCAUCAGGGCCGUGUGCCAGCGCAUGUAUAACACUCUGCGCCUGGCUGAGCCACAGAGCCAGGGAAACAGCCAGGUGCUACUAGACGCCCCCAUCCAGUUGUCAAAGAUAACAGAAAACUACGACUGUGGCACCAAACUCCCAGGACUGCUAAAGAGGGAACAGUUUUCGACAGUGAACGCAAAGAAGCUCGAGAAGGCUGAGGCUCGACUGAAGGCAAAGCAGGAGAAGCGCUCAGAGAAGGACACACUCAAGACCAGCAACCCUCUAGUCUUGGAAGAGGCAUCAGCAAGCCAGGCAGGCAGCAGAAAGGAGAGUCGGUUGGAAUCAUCUGGCAAGAACAAAUCCUAUGAUGUGCGAAUUGAGAACUUUGAUGUGUCUUUUGGCGAUAGGGUACUGCUGACUGGUGCAGAUGUGAACCUGGUGUGGGGCCGCCGCUAUGGGCUGGUGGGUCGGAAUGGGCUGGGGAAGACGACCCUGCUGAAGAUGCUGGCCACCCGGAGCCUGCGGGUCCCAGCCCACAUUUCCCUGCUGCAUGUAGAGCAGGAGGUUGCUGGAGAUGAUACCCCUGCCCUGCAGAGUGUGCUGGAGAGUGACACUGUGCGAGAGGACCUCCUGCGGCGGGAACGGGAGCUUAGCGCCCAGAUUGCCGCUGGCAGGGCUGAGGGCUCAGAAGCUGCACAGCUGGCAGAAAUCUAUGCCAAAUUGGAGGAGAUUGAGGCUGACAAGGCACCUGCCAGGGCAUCAGUCAUUCUUGCUGGGCUUGGCUUUACUCCUAAAAUGCAGCAGCAGCCCACCCGGGAGUUCUCAGGUGGCUGGAGGAUGAGACUGGCCCUGGCCCGGGCCCUGUUUGCCAGACCAGAUCUUCUGCUGUUAGAUGAACCCACAAACAUGCUGGAUGUAAGGGCCAUCCUGUGGCUAGAGAAUUACCUGCAGACGUGGCCCUCCACAAUCCUAGUCGUCUCCCACGACCGCAACUUCCUGAAUGCCAUAGCCACAGACAUCAUCCACCUGCAUAGCCAGCGGCUAGAUGGUUACCGGGGAGACUUUGAGACCUUCAUCAAGAGCAAGCAGGAGCGGCUGCUCAACCAGCAGCGUGAAUAUGAGGCACAGCAGCAGUAUCGCCAGCAUAUCCAGGUUUUCAUUGACCGGUUUCGCUACAAUGCCAACAGAGCCUCUCAGGUGCAGAGCAAACUCAAGAUGCUGGAGAAGCUGCCGGAGCUGAAACCUGUGGACAAGGAGGUGGAAGUUAUGAUGAAGUUCCCUGAUGGCUUUGAGAAGUUCUCACCGCCAAUUCUCCAGCUAGAUGAGGUGGAUUUCUACUAUGACCCUGAGCACGUCAUCUUCAGCCGUCUCUCCGUCUCUGCUGAUCUUGAGUCCCGCAUCUGUGUGGUUGGGGAGAAUGGGGCUGGGAAGUCUACCAUGCUGAAGCUUCUUAUGGGGGACCUGGCACCAGUUCGAGGCAUCAGACAUGCUCACAGGAAUCUGAAGAUUGGCUAUUUCAGCCAGCACCAUGUGGAGCAGCUGGACCUGAAUGUCAGUGCUGUGGAACUGCUGGCACACAAGUUUCCCGGACGGCCUGAGGAGGAGUAUCGUCACCAGCUGGGUCGGUACGGCAUCUCUGGAGAACUGGCCGUGCGCCCUGUUGCCAGCUUGUCUGGGGGCCAGAAGAGCCGGGUAGCCUUUGCUCAGAUGACCAUGCCCUGUCCCAACUUCUACAUUCUGGAUGAACCCACAAACCACCUGGAUAUGGAGACAAUUGAGGCUCUGGGCCGUGCUCUCAACAAUUUCAGGGGUGGUGUGAUUCUGGUGUCCCACGAUGAGCGCUUCAUCCGGCUGGUGUGCCGGGAGUUGUGGGUAUGCGAAAGAGGCGGUGUCACCCGGGUCGAGGGGGGAUUUGACCAGUACCGCGCCCUUCUCCAGGAACAGUUCCGCCAUGAGGGUUUCCUCUAGGGCCACCAGCUGAGGACUGUGCCCAGGACAUGGACUGGUCUCUCAGACCCCUGGGCCACUAUGUAGGCAACCAUCUCCAGACCAUGGACUCCCCCCGACUUUGGGGACAGCCUUAUUCCUAAAUCUCUCCUUUUGACUGGAGCAUCCUCUGCACAACCCAGGGAGCCCCUAUAAGGGUCUGUGAGGACUGGUCUUCCAAGGGGAAGGGGUGGGGGUACUCUCUGGGGUUAUAGAUCGCCCCACUGCCCCAGCUCUGACUGGGCCCCGAGUGGCUGCUGUGUAAAUUAAACCUCCCCUUGCAUCUCCCUUGCCUCAUCUCUGCUGCUCCCUGGCAGGGCUGCAGUGUUUGCUCACUGUUAAGGGGUGUGGGCUCCUCACUUGGCGUUUUCCUAUGAUACUUGUAUCAGUCACGUGGAGGAAGGCAUGGCAGCACCAGCCCUGUCCCUAGAGGGAGAUGUCAUUAAAGCCGCUGGGGCUUGGAGGUCACCUGCCUGACCUUGCAGUGGGCCGAGCUGGUGAAAUGAAGGGCAGUGUAUCAUAUCACUGGUGGUGGUCCCUGUGGCCUGGGCUCAGCUGCAGGGGUCUUGUGUUCUGCCGUCUCAGCCUCACGGCUUGGGAGAGUGAACUGAUUCUGUAACCUGGCCUCAAACAGUGGUUUGCCAGCUGCUUUCUCCAUUGGUCUCUGGCCCAGGCUCACCCUGCUUCUCUGAUCUAGACCCUCAGAUGGGGCUGAAGAGAAGCCAAGAAAAUUUGUUUGUCCCCAUUUUGCUUGGGUGGUUGUAUGUUCUUUAUUUUUCCUCUAACCACGUGGGACAGGCUUGGGAAGUAGGGAAUUGAGAAUGAGGUUUAAUGGGAAGAAACAGAGCACUUGGUGUUCAAAUUAAGCAGUCUUUAAGAGUGGAGGGGAGAUGUUUAACAGGUAAUAUGGUUUAUAAAUAUUGUUUCUCGAGGACUUAGCUGCUAUAUGUAAUGGUUAUGCAGAAGACACUAAAAUAGAGGCAUUUGCUUUGCUCUAAGUGACAACAGAAAAACCAGAAUCAACAAAAGGGACUUGGUGGCUUUGUGGAGAAUUGUAGUCACAAAGCUCAACCAAGGAAUUUUAACUCAGCUGCUAAGGGUAUGGUGGUACAGGUAGCUAGGGGAGAGAUACCUGUUUUGGAGUAAAGGAAAAUAAAGUUGGGAAGGCUCUUGAUUGACCACAGCGAGCGCUGAUGGGCUGAUGAGGCUGGCAGAAGGGCUACUAAUCGGCCUGCCUCCUCAGCCUCCCUCCUCAGAAGUCCAGAGGAGGUGCUCCUCCAGCCAUGUCUGGCCACGUGCAUCCUCACACUCCUGAGAGCCUUCUCUCAGCUCCCAGCACUCUCUUCCGACCUCAGACCUGCAGGAAUGUCAGUUGGGGGCCAUCUGGUGUAGGAUCUGUGCCUGUCUGUUUGUCAGGCUCUCAGCCCCUUCACCCCUCACUAGCUUGUGAAUCCCCAUAUAUGUUAUCCCAACUCAGAGUCAGUGGGAACGAGCUGAAAGAUUCUGUGACAGAAUCUGCUGCUUUGGAGGCGGCUUUGUGUACGAAGAGCACUGAGUUGGAGUGGGGUCUAAGAUCAAGUCACAGCUCAAUUACUGGUAAUAGAAAGGGCCGCCAGUAUUAACUGGGCAACCACAACAAAUCACUUAACCUUUUUGAACACCUCCUACUUGGUUUCUUUUUAGGAUUGUUGAGGAUUAGCUGACAAGCACAUAAUAUGUAAGUGCUCAGAAAGUGAUUCUUGUGUGACCAGUCUGAUUUGAGGGACUAUCAUAGGAGAAAAGAAGUAAAUUUUCUCUGAGUGACUCCAGAGGUGGACCAGUUUGGACUCAAAGGAAAGAAAACUUUGAAUAGUUUAGGCUGCCUUCUGAGAGUGAGUUCCCAGUCCCUGGGACUGUUCAGCCCUGCCAGGCUCUAGAGAAGGGCUGUCUUUUGGGUAGGAGGCAGCGGUAGAUGGCCCCCAGGUUGGCUUCUAAUUUUAUGAUUCCGUGAAGAAAUAUGAAGAACCUGUACAUAUGACUAUAAGCCUACACCACAGGCCUUUAGAAGGUUGAGAAGAAUGAAUUACCACAGCUGAGAAAAACCCUACAAUAAGUGUAAGAUGAACUUUUGGGGUUUAGAGGAGGUGAGUUGGCAGAAGGUGAUUGUCUUGAGGGAUGAAAAAUGUAUACAAUGUCAGCCAGCUUCAUUCCAGAAAGUGCAGGGCAGAGAGGAGAGAGAAAUCUGACACGGAAGGAUGGGAUGCCACCCUUGAUCACCUCAGCCUGCCCAUCAUGGCAGCUACUCCUUUCAUGCUGUGGAGAGUCUAUCUAAUCCCAGCCCCAACCAUUGGGAAGCUGUUCCUUCCGCAGCUACUGACAUUGGGGCUGCCCUGCUGAUGUCAGGCCUUUAAACCAAUCGGGAGCUGUCAGACUGAAAGGCCUCAGUCUGCAGGGUCUUCAUUGAAAUCCUGGUCUCCCUGCUUCUGCUGGCCUUACCACACUCACCAAUGCCUUCUCAGGCAAGCUGGCUGGUUCCCAGUGGGAGGCAGAGUGCAGAGGGGUCAUGGUUCCCUCCGCACCAGUCUAUAAGGCGCUCAGAGAUAUCAGUCAGAAUUAUUUCAUUGUAUUACUGUCUUGAGAUUUGUUGGAUGUAGACAACAUUUUGCUAACUUCUCACUGGUUUCCAGGCAAAUUUUAGCGGAGUGGAACAGGUGCCAUUUACCCUUACUGGCCAUGCCACAACCUACUUUGUCAUUUGGAACCUAACAUCCUGCUAAGAGCUACUCCCCAGGCCUGGGUCUGGUCUAUCCACAGAUGCAAACCAAACCACACCUCCACCAGCAUCAAAGCACCAGGGCUCUGCGCCAACCUGAGCAUGCAGACCGGAUGUUGGGGCCUGUGGGAAAUCCCAGCAGGUUGGGUCCAGGCUGUGGAGGGCUUUCACAACCUGCCUGAAGGGCCUCUAGGGGUUCCCAAACCUGGAGUGAUGUGCUCCCCUCAACCCCUCCCCCCUACAAGUGGGCCUCGUUGCCCUUUGCUUCCUGCAUUAUAAGCUGCAUGCUAUUAUUAAGGUUGUAAUUCCCACUUUGCCUUGAUAUCAUUUUUUUUUUUUUUGGUGAGGAAGAUUGGCCCUGAGCUAACAUCCAUUGCCAAUCUUCCUCUUUUUGCUGAGGAAGAUUGGCCCUGAGCUAACAUCUGUGCCCAUCUUCCUCUAUUUUGUAUGUGGGAUGCUACCACAGCAUAGCUUGAUGAGAGGCACAUAGGUCCACGCUUGGGAUUCAAACCUGCGAACCCUGGGCCUUUGAAGCAGAGUGUGUGAGCUUAACCAGUACGCCACCGGGCUGGCCCUGCUUUGAUAUCCUUAAAGGCCAGACCAUGGUUUACCUAUCUUUGCAUCUUCUGUGCCUGCCACAGGUUGGGUUCCCUGGGAAGCAGCUUAAAGAGGAGAUCAGCAUGCAGGGUAUUUAUUAGAGGGUGGUCCUGGGACCAACACCAGGCUUGAGCAGAGGGAAAAGUUGCGCAGCAAUGCAAGCCCACGUUUCAGAGCUGCAGAGUUGCCCUGAGUUGAGGGAAUGGGUCAGGCCUUUCUUCCGCUGAGUUGAUCUGAUCGGUCUAGUGGAUGCUGACUGCUACUAGAAGGAGGUGUGACCUUGCGAGAGGAAGUUUUCUUCAGCUGAGGCAAUCCCCCUAAGGGGCUGACGGCUGAGGACUUACUGCCAUCAACAGUCUCAGCAGCUAGGACAACAAAUCCUUCAUUCCUGAAGGGGGAUCUGGGUAGUCCAUCACAGCAUCCACUACAGUGCCUAGCGCAAAAUAGGUGCUCAGUAAAAAUGCUUGAUAAAUGAAUAUUUUGGGAAAGUUAUUUGAGAAAAAGUAGAGAAUGACAUUGGAGGAGAGAGCAGAGGCCAGGAAACCAGCAAGGAGUCCAUGACCCAAAGCCAGCUGUAAGGACAUGGGAUCAGGAUGGCAGAGGUGGAGGUGAGGCUGGGGAUGAUGGUGUGCAGACUCAGCAAGGGGUCGUGAGCUCUACCCAAACGAGGGAGAUUUCCUUUUUCCGGGCCAGAGUCUUGGAAUGAAAUGAAAUGAAAUGAAAGCUAAGGCUUUUUUUUUUUUUUUUAAACCUCUCGUUUCCUUUCAAGACAUGCUAAGGAAGUAGUGACAGUUAAUAUUUAUUGGGCUCUUACUGUGUAAUAGGUACUGUUGUAAGUGCUUUAUCUGCACUAAGUCGGGCCUCACAGCCCUGUGAACUGGCACAGUUCUCAUCUUCAGUUUAUAGAUGAGGAAGCGGGGAGGUGACAUAGCAGGUGGCAGGGCUGGGAUGCAGGCCACUCUGGCUCUAGAUCGCAGCUGUUAACUGCCACACUGUGUGACCACUCAGCUCCUAAUGUGACAUGCUGAAUAGUCAGUGUGUUAAUUCCAUCAUUUAAAACCCAUCAUUCAUCUCACGGGGCAAGGGGUGGGAGGUGGAGGAUUUGAACAAGUUCUCUCAGGAGGGCAGGCUGAUGAGUAGGAGUACCUGGCACAGUGGCUGCCACACGCUAGGUGCUCAGUGAAUAGUUCGUUAAAUAAAUGAUUAAAAACGCAUGGUUUAGUGGAAAAGUCACACACAGGGAUUAGCCCAGCUCUACCACUGACGGCAUCUUGGGCAAGUCCACCUCUCCUGAGUAAAUUAUCCUUAUCCAUAAAAUGGGCAUAGCACAGUUUGUCUUGCCUGCUGCUUUGGAUAGUUGGAUUAAAUGAGACAAGAUCCUGUGUAAACUGAAUAAAAUUUUUUCUGGACUGUAAAGUG
Molecule: messenger RNA, 6950 nt
Organism: Diceros bicornis minor
Lineage: Eukaryota; Metazoa; Chordata; Mammalia; Perissodactyla; Rhinocerotidae
Gene: ABCF3
Product: ATP binding cassette subfamily F member 3
Exons: 21
Coding region: 35-2164 (709 amino acids)
Molecular function (GO): ATP binding; ATP hydrolysis activity
Source: RefSeq, a predicted model, not a curated record